This is a messenger RNA of Eleginops maclovinus (Patagonian blennie), 3667 nucleotides long. It is a transcript of the gene tom1l2b, whose product is annotated as target of myb1 like 2 membrane trafficking protein. Gene Ontology annotation, biological process: signal transduction. Gene Ontology annotation, cellular component: endosome; membrane. The transcript is spliced from 15 exons. The coding region runs from base 57 to 1676 and encodes 539 amino acids. Gene Ontology annotation, molecular function: clathrin binding; phosphatidylinositol binding; ubiquitin binding. NCBI's taxonomy places the organism in Eukaryota, Metazoa, Chordata, Actinopteri, Perciformes, Eleginopidae. The record is from RefSeq and is a predicted model, not a curated record.
UUCCUCAUGUAUCAUCAUCAUCAUCCCAUGGACUGACUUGUUUGUUGUCGAGCAAGAUGGAGUUCCUUUUGGGAAAUCCUUACAGUACCCCUGUGGGGCAUUGCAUUGAGAGAGCUACUGAUGGCUCUCUGCAAAAUGAAGACUGGACCCUUAACAUGGAAAUAUGUGACAUCAUCAAUGAAACAGAGGAUGGGCCAAAGGAUGCCAUUAGAGCAGUGAAGAAGAGGUUGAAUGGCAACAGGAACUAUAGGGAAGUGAUGUUGACUUUAACGGUCCUGGAAACGGGUGUGAAGAACUGCGGUCAUCGUUUCCAUGCGUUGGUCACUAGCAGGGAUUUUGUGGAUGGCGUGCUAGUUAAAAUAAUCUCCCCUAAAAACAACCCGCCUACAAUCGUACAAGAUAAAGUACUCGCGCUGAUUCAGGCAUGGGCUGAUGCGUUCAGGAGCAGUCCAGACCUCACAGGCGUUGUCCAGGUCUACGAGGAGCUAAAGAGGAAAGGCAUCGAGUUCCCGCUGUCAGAGCUGGAGACCCUUUCACCUAUACGCACACCUCAGCGGUUGGCAUCUGCUCCAGAGGGAGACUCCACCCUACACAAGUUCAGCUCCACUCCUCAGCCCCCUCCACAGGUCAUCCCACCAGCCUACACCGCCCCUCAGGUCCCAGACAUUCAUGCCGCUGGAUCCAUCAAUCCCACACCUGAACAGAUCUGCCGGCUGCGCAGUGAGCUGGACAUUGUGCGUGGAAACACUAAAGUGAUGUCGGAGAUGUUGACCGAGAUGGUCCCGGGACAGGAGGACGCUUCAGACUACGAGUUAUUACAGGAGCUGAACAGGACUUGUAGAGCCAUGCAGCAGAGGAUAAUGGAGCUCAUCUCUUGUGUUUCCAAUGAGUCAGUGACUGAAGAGCUGCUGCAUGUCAACGAUGACCUCAACAACAUUUUCCUACGCUUCGAAAGGUAUGAGAGGUUUAGAUCUGGACGGUCCUCGGCUCAGAGUGUCAACAACGGGGUCCUGAGCGAGGCGACGGAGGACAACCUGAUAGACCUCGGCCCCGGCUCCCCGGCGGUCGUCAGCAACAUGCCCAACGCACCCCCAACCAGCUUGCCCCCCUCCAUCACAGCCCCCCCGGGAAGGCCUUCCUCUCCAGCCACCUUGGCGUCCCGCCUGGCCGGCCUCGACAUGGGUGCUGACAGUGUGAGCAGCACCCUGAGCUCUCUGUCCAGCUGUAAGCCCCCCCCGGGUCAGGACGACUUCGAUGUGUUCGCUCAGACCCGAACCGGAGCGCAGCCCGAACCACGCACGACGACUGCAGCAGAGGACAGCAUCACCUCUGAAGACCCCCCCCCAACUCUGGACGUCCAGCAGCCGACUGCAGGAGUGGCCGGGGUUUUGGUUUGUCCACCUCUCGAUGCUGCCCCUCAGGGUGUCGGAGGCCAGUCCUCUGUCAUGGAUGACAUAGAGGAGUGGCUGUGUACUGAUGUGAUAGGAGAUGAAGGAGAAGAAGGAGAAGAAGGCGUGACAAGUGAAGAGUUCGACAAGUUCCUGGAGGAGCGAGCCAAAGCCGCAGAGAUGGUGCCCGGCCUCCCGUCGCCCCCUGGUGGCGAGCCAGGCGUAGCACAGGGAACCCCGAGCCGCAAGAAACCAGACAGACCGGAGGACGCUUUGUUCGCCAUGUAGACCUUAGACCUCUGACCGUCAGCCCAAAACCAGCCGAGCAGCACCACCGAGGACAGACUGACCCGACACUAAAACACACCGCUCUGGUUAUUCACUACACAGAUCUCUACCUGCUCUCCUGAAAGAAAAGGGAAUCAUUCAUGCUUUCUGUUCAUUACCCAAACAAAGGGCCUAUUUUCAUACGCUACCCGAUGAUGGAGACUGAGGCAGCGCUCUAAUUCUCCUUCCUCUUUGUGUGUGAAGAAUAUCCCUCCGCCUGCUGUGGACUGCAGAGCUUCAUGUUGCAGCUCACAUUUUAUAAAAUCUGCUUUCCUGAUCAUUAGACGUAGGAUUUCCUGCCCUAAGAGCAUGCAUUAAAACCACCAAAAUCAUUUACAAUUAAAGAACCCCCCCCUCCCCUCUGGAUAGAUCUUAUUGCCCACUGAGAGACAUGAUAUUGUUUUGGUGUUUGUAUCGGUCCCUUUGCGAGUCAGUCCGAGUUGUAAAUCUGUAAAUGACAAAUGUCACGUUAAUGAGUCGUGUGUAUAUUUAAGCUACAGAUGUUUAAAAAGAGAUGUUGAUUUAAUGUUUUUGUUUUGGAAAAAAAGGGGGUUUAUCUUUCAGCUGCUCUGACAUGAGGGAUGUACCUCGCCGUGGGGUUUUCAAAAGGGAAGAGUAUACAUUUGACAAUCCACAAAAACUCAUUUGGGGAAAAAAGGGAACCUAGUUUUUAACCGAUAGGCAUUAUUGCGCACCGACACGUGUCCUUUUACCCUCCUCUAAAAUCACAUCGUUGAGGAAUUGAGAUUAUUUUGAGAGAUUUUAUUCGCCUGAAGCUGCUGUCUUAAUUUUUGCAGGGAGAUAAUUCAAUCUGCUGUUUAAAUAUCUUUUACUUUGAGUUGUCAUGAGUUAGAGACACAUAUAUAUGGUAUGAAAUUCAGUUUAGAGGACCAAAAUUGUGCUUUUUACGUUGAAUUAAGUGGGAAAACACUUGGAUAAUUAGGUUUAUAUUUACAUAACCGGUCCUGUCUUUGUCUCAGAGUGUAAAAUGCUGUAAUGAGAAUUCAAUAUCACACUACAAAAGCUGUUUUUACUCGUGCGUUUUCUCCUUUAUUUCCUCCCGCUGACGUCUUAAAAGGGCCUGACCUUUCUCCAUGACAUUUGUUUUCAGAAACGAGCCGGGCUGCAGAGCUACAAAUGAGAUAUUUAACAACGAUAAAUGCAACAUGUUACACAAUCACGACAAGCUUAGGAAACAAGCGUGCUCUCUGACAGGCGCGUUACCUUUCCACCCGUACUGUAAAUCAGCCGGUGUAAUUAAUGCGUUGGGAAAUAUUUUUGAGCAGAAGUGUAAGAACUAAUUUAUUCAGCUCUAUUUUUGUUGAUGUCUUCUGUAUCAUUUUAUCGUGCAAAAGAAAAGGGAGAGAAAGAUGGUGUCAUAACGGCAUGUGUUUAUGUUAAUGGAGUUUAAUUGAAAUCCUUUUUUUUAAAUAUACAUCGCUGCUGGCUUAUGUGUAUGGAUUAUGUGAGUAAAAAAGGGCAAUCAGACACUGAUUCAAUCACACUAUCACAUGAAGGAUACAUGUUUUUAUUCAUGACUACAGUUACCUAUCUUCGGACAAAGCAUCUACAUUGCACAUUAUGAAAGGGACGCCUCCUUUCUCCCUGUUUGUGUUAGUGUUCAGUGUGUGUGUGUGUGAGUGUGUGAGAUCUGUAACACAGAAACAUUUGAUCUCAGUUGAAAAGAAAAGUGUGUUUUAAAAAAGAAAUACAUGUUGUUUCUCUCCUGUUUGAUACCGCCUGGUUUCUAUCCGUGUGAGCUCUCGUCAGUGAUUUGUAACUGAAUCUCAGCAUCAACUACGCCUCCGAACAAGCCGUGUCUUUGUCCGUCAGUGGACCGUAUGAACGGCGAUGCUGAUAGGAGAGGCCGUGCUGUGCGACUGCUGCUUUCUGCCUCAUUUCUCUUUGUGUUGUUUGACUCCUGCAUGAACUCUAAUAAAACAUUAGCAGUG